Messenger RNA from Populus euphratica (Euphrates poplar), 1878 nucleotides. Its product is annotated as tobamovirus multiplication protein 1-like. NCBI's taxonomy places the organism in Eukaryota, Viridiplantae, Streptophyta, Magnoliopsida, Malpighiales, Salicaceae. The record is from RefSeq and is a predicted model, not a curated record. The coding region runs from base 471 to 1583 and encodes 370 amino acids. The transcript has 14 exons.
AAGCCCGCACGAUCGCUAAACCUUUCUGGGCAGCACCGGCAGAAUAACAUGGGCGCAAGCGGGGAGUUAGGAAGAUACCGCGUUACUACUCGUAGGUCAGGCCAACCAAACCUCGCCAGGGAAUUCACAAGCCACUAGGUGCUGCAACUUGAAAGACCCACCAAAAAAAGAGAACCAUUUCACAGCAGCAGCGAAGCCAGGCUAGGUAAGCAACUAAUAGAGCAUGCCAGAGGUCAAACCCAAAAACAGGAGGAGCAAAUCAACAGGUUACAGAUCCUCUGUCGUUGUCUCUCCGUACACCUCAUUAUCAUCGUUUCCUAGGUACUUACUUCCCAUCUAAAACCCGCUCUUAAAAAUUAUCAACACAACCCCUUAUUUCCUUGUAUAUCUCCUUAGCUCUUCCUCUCCUAGGUCUCCCCUCCUGCUGCGAGAUUCUCUCCAGUUGCUCUAAAUAAAAUUAAAAACAAAGAAUGAAUAUAAAAUCAAACUGCUUCCCGUUGGACCUGCUUAUUGUUAAUAUAGCACUUGCUUGCAUCGAUGGUGCUCUUGCUUGUAUUGCAUUUUCUCAGCUAUUCACCAGUUUACAAGGAUCCAUCUGCGAAAUCAACAAACUGGAUGGACACGCCAGAAAGUACUCCAUCUCAUGGUCGCCUCUUGCAACUUGGCAAUGGAUUAAUACGUGGAACAACAAGAUUCAUAAAAAAAGUUACGUCAUCUACUUUAUAUCUACAGUUAUUGCUACUUGUUAUAGGUGGCCUUGCUGGUCUCAUGCAUGUGGUUUUAUCCUCAUGGCAUUUCCCAAAAUUCUGUUCCUUGCAGCGUUUCUGCUUCUUCUAUCUUUCUGGGUCGACCUUUGCCAUCAGGCAAAUGAAGAAGAUGAUGAUGAAGAAGAAAAUAGCUCUCAACAACCUUUGUUGGAAAGUUCAAAGAAUAAACCUGGUUCAACGAACACAGAUAAUUUCUGGAGUUGCUGCUCAUUCCGAGGCAUUCAUAUUGGUGGUCGUCAGAAAUUUGUUAUAACAGUUGUCGUGUUGAUCUUUUUAUUAAUGCUGUCGUUUGCUGUGAUAAUCUGGAUUGGAGUGGGAAAGAAUCCAAUUUGUUCUUCAGUAGCUGCCCGGGUCUAUGUAGAUUUUUUGGCUUCUGCAAUCCUCAUAUUGGGAGGGGCUUUAGGCUGCUAUGGUCUUCUCCUAUUUCUUAAAUUGAGGAAUGUAAGGUCUGAGACAGCUUCAUCUGAGAUGCGGAAGGUUGCUGGUCUGGCAGUUGUCUCUGUUGUAUGUUUUACAUCAAGCACUGCAGUGGCUCUUCUUACAGAUGUACCUCUUCUAUAUGAUUGGAGUAUGGGGAAUAUAAAUGAAGCAAAAACACUAGUUCUUCUAGUUUUUUACUAUUUUAUAGGUUCGUCGGUGCCCUCAGCCUUUGUAUUAUGGGCCAUGAGAGAAUUGCCAGCCCCAGUUACUAUUACACAAGCACAAUCAAGAGCAGUAACUAUUUUUUUUUAUGGGGCAGAUGGAACAGAAAAUCCUCGGCACUGGGUUGCUGCUACAACUUCAAAUAAUCAGGUGUCAAAAGCAAGUCCAAUAUAAGCAUCAUUAUCAUAUUCUGUGCUAAAGAAUGCGGAAAGUGUAAAAAGCUGUAUUUGUUACGAGUGGAAGUCCAAUUGUGCAAUAUGACGAGCCAGCAGCUUCCUUACUCUUCACGUUAAAUUACUUGCACUCUUGGUUGGGUAUCAAAUUUUGACAUCAAUGAUUGUACAUAACUUUUAAUAUAGCAAGCGAGACUGACGUUUUGGUUAACGAGAAUUUCCACUUUCUUACCACCUCCUUUGAAAACAAGCCAUAGAAGGUCUCUACGAAAAGAUUUUUGCUAAUAGCUCAGGUA